This is a messenger RNA of Meriones unguiculatus (Mongolian gerbil), 762 nucleotides long. RefSeq names its product zinc finger protein 436-like. Gene Ontology annotation, biological process: regulation of transcription by RNA polymerase II. Lineage: Eukaryota; Metazoa; Chordata; Mammalia; Rodentia; Muridae. The annotation marks the transcript as partial. The transcript has a single exon. Gene Ontology annotation, molecular function: DNA-binding transcription factor activity, RNA polymerase II-specific; RNA polymerase II transcription regulatory region sequence-specific DNA binding. The record is from RefSeq and is a predicted model, not a curated record. Gene Ontology annotation, cellular component: nucleus.
ACUGGAGAGAAACCCUUUAAAUGCACUGUAUGUCGUAAAGCCUUCCCGUAUACAACUUUUCUCAUACGGCAUAAAAGAACACACACUGGAGAGAAACCUUACGAAUGUAACCAGUGUGGUAAAGCCUUUGCAGAAAAGAAUAAUCUCAUACGGCAUAAAAGAACACACACUGGAGAGAAACGUUAUGAAUGUAACCAGUGUGGUAAAGCUUUUACACGAAACAGUCAUCUCAUAAGCCAUAAAAGAACACACACUGGAGAGAAACCUUAUGAAUGUAACCCGUGUGGUAAAACCUUUGCAGAAAAGAAUAAUCUCAUACGGCAUAAAAGAACACACACUGGAGAGAAACGUUAUGAAUGUAACCAGUGUGGUAAAGCCUUUGCACAAAAGAGUACUCUCUUAAGCCAUAAAAGAAAACACACUGGAGAGAAACCUUAUGAAUGUUACCAGUGUGGUAAAGCCUUUGCAGAAAACAGUCAUCUGGUAAGGCAUAAAAGAACACACACUGGAGAGAAACCUUACGAAUGUAACCAGUGUGGUAAAGCCUUUGCACAAAACAGUCAUCUCUUAAGCCAUAAAAGAACACACACUGGAGAGAAACCUUAUGAAUGUAACCAGUGUGGUAAAGCCUUUGCAGAAAACAGUACUCUAUUAAGCCACAAAAGAACACACAGUGGAGAGAAACCUUAUGAAUGUAACCAGUGCGGUAAAGCCUUUGCACAAAACAGUGCUCUCAUAAGCCAUAAAAGAACACACACUGGA